ACGCUAUCUGCGGACUGAAUACCGGUUACAGGUCCUCGAAUGAAACCAAUUUUACGCCAACCUAGGUUGUCUCAUGUAUGCAGUGGAGGCCUCAGAAGCACGGCAGCGAAUGGCCAGGUUAAACAGCGGUAGCCCUGGCCUUUGCAAGGGGCAAAGGAAUGGACAGGAAGAUCUCGUCAAGUGCGAGCACCCAAUAAGACAUCCGCACGCCCUCUCGCUCCUCAAUAGGGCAAUUUCUCAAUGUGACGGAUGCUGCUACUGCACCUCGUCAAUUGGCUACCGUGGCCUUGAUUCAAACCAGGCCAUGCAGUCUCGGUCCUUUUGGGGCGUAUUCCUGCGUUACGAUCUGUCACCACCAGCUCUUCUGGGAACCCCAUUAGGCAGCCUGGAAAUUGAUAGCAUUCUGUUUUUCAGAUGAAACCCAGUGCGCCAAUUUCUUGUCACAUGGACGGCCACCUCCUUAAGCGCUGUAUUUCGUGAUUUUCUCUGAGCUGGCGUUCGGAUUUGUUGAUACUGUUGUCGGAAACCCCGAAAUUACAGAUUGCUCCAAUUCACUCACUAAACAGAUUCCUUCGUGACAAUUUAAUGACUCACCAAACUCGAUUACCUGCUGAUAACAGGGCAGGCUCCCACCUUUUUGCGUAUUGCUCGGUAAGAUUCGAUAGGUAUACGCUCUUUGCGUCCCACGCACAACAGGUAUGACGGACAAAGUACCCACGGCUUGGAGAACACAAAUUUGUCGCACAUUAUAGGCUUGACAUCAAGCCAGUAACGAGUAAUAAACGACACAUUAAUGUUGAAGUCAGAAAGAGAGCGGGAGAGAGUCCGUCACUAUUCCUAUUGCUGAGCCCAGCCGG
Molecule: messenger RNA, 857 nt
Organism: Aspergillus eucalypticola CBS 122712
Lineage: Eukaryota; Fungi; Ascomycota; Eurotiomycetes; Eurotiales; Aspergillaceae
Exons: 2
Coding region: 110-418 (102 amino acids)
Source: RefSeq, a predicted model, not a curated record